AUGCCAAAGCAACCCAAGUUCCAACUCCACGAGGCCCGCACCUACAGGAGUUUCCUUCUGAUUCGCCCCGAUGACCCAGACCUCCCUGCUCUAACCAUGCUCAGAGAAGUGCUGAAGGUCCUGCAAGCCGGCCGGGGCAACUUCUCCCCCCGCCGGGAGUCCUUCCCCGACACGCAGGUAGGCGAUCUAAUUUUCGAGAUCAUCACCGAAGAUAAUACACUCAAGGGACUGACCGAUGCUGCUGUGCAGUGCAUCACGCAGCAGAUCGAGAACUGGGACUAUGACAAGGACAUGAUCAGAUGGGAACAGUUCGUCGAAGGGAUGGUUUUGAUUGACUAUAGGUAUCUGCACUAG
Aspergillus novofumigatus IBT 16806 is the source of this 354-nucleotide messenger RNA. RefSeq lists its product as uncharacterized. The transcript has a single exon. The coding region runs from base 1 to 354 and encodes 117 amino acids. The record is from RefSeq and is a predicted model, not a curated record. Lineage: Eukaryota; Fungi; Ascomycota; Eurotiomycetes; Eurotiales; Aspergillaceae.